Molecule: messenger RNA, 1663 nt
Organism: Phaeodactylum tricornutum CCAP 1055/1
Lineage: Eukaryota; Bacillariophyta; Bacillariophyceae; Surirellales; Neidiaceae
Exons: 1
Coding region: 90-1418 (442 amino acids)
Source: RefSeq, a predicted model, not a curated record
CCUUCCUGUGCGAGUUCUCUUUACAGCUUUGACAGCGAUUUUAUCAGUCCGUCAACUAGAGUUACAAGCUCGAAGGGUCUACAUUCACGAUGCGUGCUUCAUCUAUCGCCUUCCUUCUCCUCUUGUGGUCCCGUAAUGUGACAGCCUUCGCACCCAUCCAGAAAAUCCCGGCGCACCGUGGGCAGUCUGCGUUGACACAUCUCGACUCCGUCUCCACGUCGGAUGCGUUGACGCAGAGUACCGGUGCGUACACCGCGACGUCAUCGAAGAGCAACAUCGCGACUCCCAUCGACAGCCAGGCUGAGGAUACGGUACCGCUAUCUCAACCAAAGGCGGUCUCGAGCUCCGGUCGGGGCCUGUCUGGACCCACCAAGGCCUUUGUGUUCCUGGCCGCGGUGAUUGCCGCCGGUAUGGCGACUACCGCGGGCCCAGUGGAUCUGGCUGUACUUGCGACGUUGGACUUUGAGGCAUUCGAUUUCUCUAGUUUGAUCCCCACCGGUAGCAACAGCGAUUCGGCUUCCAAUGUCAUCUCCUUCAGUCUGCCCACGAUCGAUUGGAGUCUUUCCACUGGUGGCAGCUCCUUGUCUAGCUCGACGGCAUUUGAUUUUCAAAGUGCCUGGGACACUUCGCCAGCUUGGGCCUAUCACGAUGCCAACCUGGCGAAAUUGCAGACCAGCUUCAAGGCGCUCCAAGCUGGCCUCCAAGACAAGUCUCUCACGCUACAAGCUACCGUUGCGAACCUGCAAACCACGUUGGCUACGACCUUGACGCAAGUGCAAACCUCCUUGGCUACAGUUGCCCCUCCCUCCGUGGAAUCAACGCUGGAUACAGUACAGACCUGGCUGGAGGCUCAGUCCUCUCGUCUCCAACAAGACAUUAUGGAUCAAGUUUCGCAAGCCCGAAAUGUUAUUUUACCCGCCCAGUGGCAAAGCUUGCAACAACACGCUGCCGUGGUCGUAGAAAACUCGCAACAUGGCAUCUAUGAUGCGCAGCAGCGCUUGCUAGGCAGCACAGCUACGGAGAUUCGUGGUUCUCUCCGCCCACUGAAAAGUGUGCGUUUUGAUACGCCCACAUUCAAUUUCUACUUCGACACGUCCAAGGUCACGGAACAGCUUUCCUCUUCGGCUAUGAAGUUGGACGGCUGGCAAAACAAUCUAAAGCAAGCGGCAUCGUCCGUUCAGGAAUCGAUUUUGUCCGUCCAAGAGUCAGUGCACUCCAGUACCGUUCCUUCCAUUCCCGAUGCCGUCCAGGCUACCGCAACGGACACGCCGGUCGAGACUGUACUAGCGGAACCAGCCCGGACGGCAAUUCCUAAAGCAAUCACCGGAGCUCCGCAAUACGCGGUACCUGUCAGGCCCGUGUCUUCGUUCAGCACAGACUCCGAAUUUCUCAAGUCACAGCUCAGUUCGAUGAAGUAGGCGACUUCAUCAAUCAAUUUACACGCACAGAAACAGCUAUUCCGAAUCGACCAGUGCUUUGAAAAGGGAUCCAUAUACGACCAGCAGACUGUCGUGCAAAGAGAGAAAUAUCCGAGAGACGCACCCACACAUUGACCUUUUUCCCGUAUCGAUAGUCUCGCGCGAAAGUACCCCUAUAAGACGGAUGGUGGAUGCUCCUUUCAAAAAAAUACAGAGAAUAACAAUCCUAGUUGUAGUUUACAGUU